UGCUUGGAGUGCCAGAUGUAGGGACCCUGGGAGACUCCCAGCCUCCCCAAGGAUUACAUCUGCACCAGGUGCAUUGAGAUGAAGCUCCUUAAGGACCGCGUUAGGCAUCCGGAGCUGCAACUUGAUGACCUUCAGCUAAUUAGGGAAAGUGAGGAGGUGAUUGAUAAUACCUAUAGAGAGAUAGUGGAUAGCACCUCUGUGACAGCCCCCCCCCCUCAGAAAUCGACAUAUCGUUUUAGAUACUGUUGGAGAGGUUGACCUGACAGAGGAAGACCACAGCGAAUGGGACUCUGGCCCUCUGCCCAGUGCCGUGAUCAAGAGAGCAAGGAGAAAUGCAGUAGUUAUAGGGGAUUCCAUAGUGAGGUGAACAGACAAGAGACUCUGCGAGCCGGACAAGGAUACCCGGAUGGUGUGUUGCCUCCCUGGUGCCAGGGUACGGGAUGUCUCAGAUCAGGUCCAGAGUAUUCUGAGGAGAGAGGGCGAGCAGCCAGAAGUCUUGGGACAUAUAGGUACCAAUAACAUAGACAGAAAAAGAGAGGAGAUCCUGGAGGAAUAUUACUGGGAGCUAGGAAGAAAAUUUAAAAGCCGGACCUCCAGAGUAAUGAUCUCAGGAUUGCUGCCUGAGCCACGCACUAAUGAAGAUAAGAAUAGCAGAAUUAAGCAGAUGAAUGUGUGGCUAAGUAACUGGUGCAGGGGGCAGGGCUUCAAAUUCUUGGAUCAUUGGGAUCUAUUUUGGCGGAGGUAUGACUUAUACGAAAACGAUGGGAUACAGCUGAACUCAAAGGGUACUAAUAUCCUGGUGGGAUUGCUUAAUAUAGCUGUUAGGGAGGGUUUAAACUAAGUUGGCAAGGGGAAGGAAACCAGGGUGUUAGAGUCGAGGAAGAGGAAAAUAGAAAUAAGUCAAAGAUACUGUACACCAAAGAUGGCAAGAAAGAAUGACAUACAGGUGAAUAGAUAGGAUAGUUUGCAAUAGGAAUAGAGCGAAAUCGGUAACAGAUACUGAUCUAAAUGUACUGUACUUAAAUGCACGCAGCUUUAGAAAUAAAGUGGAUGACAUUGUUUUACAGCUGCAGGUUAAAAGAUAUGACAUUGUGGCCAUCACCGAGUCAUGGCUAAAUGAUGGAUGUGAUUGGGAGCUGAAUGUCCAAGGAUACACAGUGUAUAGGAAAGAUAGGAAGAUGUUCAACAGAAACACAAGGAGACUCUGUGGGUACAAACUGAAACACUGAGAGUGAACACGAUCCUGAUGAGGGAGAAGGUGAAGGUUUUCCAGCUGGUUGAUCGAUACGCUGAGCUCACGGUCAUUUCUACUGUUCGAGAUCGGAGACUGGUGGAACAUGAGCUGCUGGCAAGAGGCAGAGACCACGAGGAGUGGAGAGAGAUGCAUCUCUGCGGAAAGCUGGAAAAAAUCCGGACGGAUCAGUUCUUCCAGAGCAGCUUUUCUGGGAAUAAAUCCAAUUCUGGGAGUUCAGCAGCAGUGGCCGGAGUGUCAGGGAUCGGAAAAACAACAAUGGUACGAAAGAUUGUUUAUGACUGGGCCACGGGGAAAAUAUACCAGCAAUUCCAGAUUGUCUUCAGUUUCAAAUUCCGGGACUUAAAUGCCAUUAACCAGAGGACAAACCUGAGGGAGCUGAUUCUUGAUCAAUAUCCUUACUUUAGGAAUUCCCUGAGAGAGGUCUGGAAGAACCCAGAGCGAUUGCUGUUUAUAUUCGAUGGUUUGGAUGAAUUCAAGCACUGAAUCGAUUUUGCUGACAGUCGGAGAGAUACAGAACCCAAGCACCGGUGCCCAGAUCCCCAGAGCUGGUGUGAAGUGUCUGACAUUGUGUACAGUUUAAUCCAGCACAAGCUGCUCCCAGGGUGUUCAGUGCUGGUGACCACCC
Molecule: messenger RNA, 1880 nt
Organism: Mobula hypostoma (lesser devil ray)
Lineage: Eukaryota; Metazoa; Chordata; Chondrichthyes; Myliobatiformes; Myliobatidae
Product: NACHT, LRR and PYD domains-containing protein 3-like
Exons: 2
Coding region: 1247-1738 (163 amino acids)
Cellular component (GO): cytoplasm
Source: RefSeq, a predicted model, not a curated record